Molecule: messenger RNA, 1421 nt
Organism: Rosa chinensis
Lineage: Eukaryota; Viridiplantae; Streptophyta; Magnoliopsida; Rosales; Rosaceae
Product: AAA-ATPase ASD, mitochondrial-like
Exons: 1
Coding region: 450-1091 (213 amino acids)
Source: RefSeq, a predicted model, not a curated record
AAAAUGAAGUCUUGAAGGAAUGUGCAUGGUGCAUGUUGAAGGAAAGAUUAUGACAUCAUUCGUAUGUGAUGUCAGGGUACUAAUGAAUUGGGUUUACGGUCGAGAAUUUCUGAGUGGUUUACUAACCCAUUUUGAAAGCAAAUUCUUGGCCGGCCUUGAGCAAGGAGACAAUGGGCAAAGAGACACAUCCACCAGUAAAUUAUAGACUAGGAUGCAUAAUGUAUUCACAUAGACACAGCAUACACCAACGCACGCUCACCCUUCUUCGAUCAUUUAUAGUUUUAUACUAAUAUAACCUUCACCUAAACAUAAACAAAAUGCAACAUACCCCAUUCUGAACAAAACACAGAGGCAAAGCCCGACCACGUAUGCUUAAUUAAGUCCUUAUUGAGUCUGUAUUAGAAAGGCCCCCAAUAAAGUAUCUUAAUUCUUGUAUAAGCAAACCAACUAUGCUCAAGAGGAUGAUGAUGAGAGAAAUGUGGUUGUGGCCUCAACUGGGCUCAGUGCUGGCAAGUAUGAUGUUUGCGUAUGCCAUGUUUAACCGAUACUUUCCUUAUCAACUUCCGAGCCAUAUUCAAAGAUAUACCUUAAAAUGGUUUGGGUGUGUGUACCCUUGCAUCCAAAUUUCCUUUGAUGAAUAUGGCGGCGAGUUGCACAAGCGCAGUGACAUGUUCACUUCCAUCCAAAGCUACCUCAGCACCAAGUCAUCUACAGAAGCAAAACGGCUCAAAGCAAAAGAAGUCAAGGGUAGCAAGUCUCUAGUCCUUGUCAUGGAUGACAAUGAAGAGGUGACUGAUGAAUUCCAAGGCAUUAAGCUCUGGUGGGCUUCCAGGAAAAGCGCACCAAGGCAAUCUUCAUCAUUUCCUUUCUAUACUCAGUCUGAUGAGAAGAGACGUUAUAAGCUCACAUUCCAUAGACGCCACAGGGACAUAGUCACAGGGUCUUACCUCGACCAAGUGAGAAAAGAAGGGAAGGCAACAGCAGUGAGUCAUAGGCAAAGGAAGCUUUACAUUAACAAUCCUGUUUCUGGAUACAAAACGAGGAAAUGGAGCUCCGUAGCCUUUGAUCACCCUGCAACAUUUGAGAGAUAGCAAUGGAGCCAGAAAAGAAAGAGGAAAUCAUCAAUGACCUCAUGAAGUUCAGCAACGGGAAGGAGUACUAUUAUCAGAAUCAUCUUUCUUUGUCUUAAAAGAUUUAAGGGUAUACAAAUCUUCUGUAAUUUUCAUUAUCAAUCAAUACAAUUCUCUCCAGAUAAUUUUUUUUUAAAUAAAUACAAGAAUUAUAUAGUAAUUUAGCUAACCACAAAUAUCUUAUCUUCUCUCUUUGAUUCAGACCUCACAUUUUCACUUCUAUGACAGAGAGCUCUAUGACUUGAGAUGGAUACUCAUCAACACAAAAAAACAGAACCAUAGCAAAGUAGA